This is a messenger RNA of Emericellopsis cladophorae, 2346 nucleotides long. RefSeq names its product diphthine-ammonia ligase. The record is from RefSeq and is a predicted model, not a curated record. Gene Ontology annotation, biological process: protein histidyl modification to diphthamide. The transcript has a single exon. Bases 1 to 2346 code for a protein of 781 amino acids. Gene Ontology annotation, molecular function: diphthine-ammonia ligase activity. NCBI's taxonomy places the organism in Eukaryota, Fungi, Ascomycota, Sordariomycetes, Hypocreales, Bionectriaceae.
AUGGCCAGCGACGGCCUCGGGGUCAUCGCCCUGAUCUCGGGCGGCAAAGACAGCUUCUACAGCUUGCUGCACUGCAUCCAGCAUGGCCAUCGCAUCGUCGCCCUGGCCAACCUGUUCCCUGCCGCGGAGGGCGCUUCGUCACGAGUGCAGCUCAUCGCGCCAUCCUCAUCACCGUCUACCGCCACGCCUUCCGAGACAGACCUGAACAGUUUCAUGUACCAGACUGUGGGGCAUGAAAUCAUACCGCUCUACGCGGCCGCCACCGCGCUGCCCCUCUACCGUCUGGCGAUCUCGGGCAGCGCCGUGCACCAUGAGCGUGACUACGCCUGCGACGUGGACGGCGACGCAUCCGAUGAGGCAGAGUCCAUGACGACGCUGCUACGAGCGGUCAUGGAGCACCAUCCCGAGGCCAGGGCCGUCUCUGCUGGCGCCAUUCUAUCGACAUACCAGCGGACACGCGUCGAGUCGGUGGCCUUGCGGCUGGGCUUGACCCCCCUGGCGUACCUCUGGCAGUAUCCUGUGCUCCCGUCCCCCGUCAAGCCGGCCGACGACGCCCAGCUCCUCAAGGACAUGGCGGAAGCGGGCCUGGACGCCCGCAUCAUCAAGGUCGCCAGCGCUGGGCUGGUCGAGGACCACCUCUGGGAGCAGGUGUCCAGUGUGGACGGGGCUGAGGGCAUCAAGGGAGCAUUGCGGAAGUUUGGCGCGGCUGGUGGUGCCGUCCUCGGGGAAGGCGGCGAGUUCGAGACACUGGUGCUGAGCGGACCAUCCGCGCUGUUCAACAAGACCAUCCAUGUGCCUGAUGAGAGUCGGAGCAUCGUGCGUGAGGGAGCUGGCUCAACAUGGUUGCUGCUCAAGGACGCCCGUGUGGUUGACAAGUUUGCCGCUGCCGAUGAAUCUCCGCCUAGACGACCGGCUCUCUUGGAUCUGAAGUUUGAGAAUAUCCUAAGCUCGCUAGCCGCCGGAAACUCGAAUGUACAACACUCAUCGUCGGACGACUGCGGGAAGUCAUGGGAUGCGCUGCAGAAGGCGUCGUACAAGUUCACAGGAGGCGAUGGGCUAUUGCAAUGGGCAGUCACCAAGAGCGCGGCCAAGAGUCAAGAGAUGAGCAUCGAGGAGGAGACAGCGGACGUUGUCGAGCAGAUUGGCAAACUCUUAUCGCAGAACUCCCUGUCACCCGAGCACAUCUCCAACACGGUCAUCGUCCUCCGUCACAUGGUCGACUUUCCCAAGGUGAACGCACACUACGGCAAGCUUUUCCAGCGACCGAAUCCGCCUUCUCGAGUCACCAUCUCCUGCGGCGAGCUGCUCCCAGCAGGUUGCAGUAUUGCCAUACAUUUCACCGUGGAUACAAGGCCCGAAGAGGUUGCCUCGAGGCACGGCCUUCACGUGCAAUCGAGAUCGUACUGGGCGCCAGCCAACAUUGGGCCGUAUAGCCAGGCGAUUGGCAUUUUGGCAGGAGGCGUCCCUCUUCUGCGCACCUGGUCUGUCGCUGGCCAGAUCCCCUUGCUCCCUGCGUCGAUGGAGCUGCCGCCCUCGUCCCCCACAUCCCGACAGCUUCAAGUUGUCUUGUCACUACAGCACCUCUGGCGCAUCGGCACCGAGCUCAAGAUACAAUACUGGACCAGCGCUGUGGCAUAUUUUGCGCGCUGUGGCACGGAUGGGGACAUGGCUGGCAAUGCCAGGAUGGCAGGUACCGCUUGGCGGCUAGCCCAUGGCUCACCUGACGAAGAGGAUGAUGCCGAGGACGGGCCCGAUCCAUGGGACCUCAAGUACAAUCCGCAGUACAUGACGCUGGGGGAUGGGGCAGCGCAAUCAAGGCCCGUGCCCUUGCCCGACUGGGAGGCCCUUUUUCUCCGGCAGCAAAACGAGCCUGCUGGCGCCGUGCCUCCCGUCUUCUCGGUGGAAGUAGAGGAGCUCCCUCGACAGUCUUCCGUCGAGUGGCAUGCCCACGGCGGUCUAUCUGGCUUGACAUCAUCGAGUCUUGAGAUGCUCCAAGUGACCAGAGUCGGCGAAACCUCUUGGAAUGCGUGGCAUGCAGUGGUACGCAGCGCUGAGGGCGCCUUGCUACACACGGUCCUGGCUCGCCAGUUCGUUGGCGACGUCUCUGGUGACAUUGCGAGCACCACCGACGACAUGAGCGCGGCCUAUCGCGGUCUGUUGGGCACUCUUGGGCUUUCCACGGACUCGACCUCCUCCACGGUGCCCUACCUCGUGUACGCGAACGGAGGGGCUGCGACCUUGCCGGCGGCGUUUGCAGCACCGACAAUCCCCUGUCGAUCGAUUUGGUCAAGCACGGGGCACAGACUAGAGAUGGUUGGCUUGUACAGGGUCAAUCUCGGCGUGUGA